AUGUCUUCAAGCAUUCUCUCCAACAAAGACGUCAACAUUUCAGCCAUGAAUCAAGUCAACAACGUCGAUGAGAAGAAAGUGCCAGUUGGUACUGAUCCAAAGAGUAUGGAGUAUCAUCGACAGGUUUUGCAGAAUAAAAUGCAGCAGAAUCAGGGUCAAGAGGAAAAGUACAUCUCGCCAUCUGAUACCAUUCAAUCGCCAACUACUGCCAAGUUGUCGGCUUAUCGUAAUAAACAGGUUGGAAAAAAUGCCAAGCCCCGCUCCCUCUUUGCCAAAACCUCUGCCAAAAACCUCACAACUGCAAACAAUGACCAGCUCUUCGGCCAAGAUAUCUCGAGCUCCAAGCAAACCACAACUGCAAACAAGGGGCAACUCUUCGGCCAGGAUAUCUCAAGCCCCAAGCAAACCACAACCGCAAACAAUGGCCAGCUCUUCGGUCAAGACAUCUCCAGCCCCAAACAAACCACAACCGACGAUGAUGCCGGUGAUGCCAUGCAAGAAUAG
This is a messenger RNA of Sclerotinia borealis F-4128, 504 nucleotides long. Lineage: Eukaryota; Fungi; Ascomycota; Leotiomycetes; Helotiales; Sclerotiniaceae. The record is from the annotation of a GenBank genome assembly.